GAGGACAGUCUCUGCUCCCCGCUCCCCCUAAAGUCUUCACUUUCACUGCUGCUGCUGCAGGUGAUGCUGUAAGACAGAUAACGGGAGUUUGAUCGGGGCAAACAGGCAGAGAGCUGGAUUUGGAUUGGGAAUAAAGGAGGGGAGGAGGGGAGAUUUAAAGGGAAAGGAGCAGAGGGAGAUUCAGACUACAGAGUGAGAGUGAGGAAAGAGAGCCAGUGCAGAGAAAGAGAAGAGGCAGCGAAUGGAAGAAGAGAAGAGGAGAGGCAUUGACUGGAGGCAUACGCAUGGACGAGAAGAAUUUAUUUCAAGUGCUUGGCGUGCAGCCCUGAAGGGAAGCGUGUGGCCGUCAGAGUGGAUUUUUUUUUAAAUCAUCCACCGCUCCACAGUUGCAGGAGAAGCAGAGAUACAGAGACAGGCUGGGAGCAGAGAGCUGAGCACAGAGGAUGAACAGGAGAUGCGGGCUCUGUGGCUGUGAUCGCCGUGCUCAGACCUCGUAGCUACUCUCGCUGGUUGUUGCAGGCCGUCAGCCUUGCAGAGACGGCAGCAGCAGUCGACACAGAAUGAGCUCCAAGCACUCCUCUGACUGGAUUCCCUACAGCACUUUAGACGAUGAGGGGACAAACCUCCGACAACAGAAACUGGACAGACAGCGAGCCCUCCUUGAACAGAAGCAGAAGAAGAAAAGACAGGAGCCUCUGAUGGUCCAGUCCAAUGUGGACGGGAGGUCCCGCGCUCGUCGGACCAAACAGAGCGAAGAACAGGCCCCGCUGGUCGAAUCAUACCUCAGCAGCAACAGCAGCACCAUCUACCAUGUGCAAGAUCCUGAACGGGAGGAGGUGAAGGUGAUUUCGGACGCUCAGUUGCCUCGCUCAGCCAAAAAGGGCAAAGCAUCGGCCAGCUCCACUCCGCAGACAGGCAGUGAAAAGAAGGAGAGGAAGGGCAAACACAAAGCGAUCAACAGCCCGGCUGCCCAGCAGGACGACAGUCAGAUCCAGAUCCUGACGGUGGGCCAUUCUGCUGCAGAGGAGGGCGAGGCAGAGCCGGUUAUGAGCUGCACUCAGUCACAGAGUAAGCAGGACCUUCGUGUCACCAUGCUGAAGAAAGGUAUUUCCAGCAGUAUGAAUUUUGAUGAAGAAGAGGAUGAUGACGAUGAAAUUAGCUCAAGCUCUUCACAGCUCAAUAGCAACACAAGACCAGGCUCUGCCACCAGCAAAAAGUCAUGCAAGGAGGUGGCCUCAGCACCCACUCCACCAACAAAUGAACCUGCCAUUGAUGUUGAGGAUCUGGAGGAGUUUUCUCUGCGACCCGCACCACAGGGUGUCAGAGUAAAAUGCAGAAUCACCAGGGACAAGAAAGGCAUGGACAGAGGAAUGUAUCCUACCUACUAUCUUCACCUGGAGAGGGAGGAUGGCAAAAAGGUAUUCCUUUUAGCUGGAAGGAAAAGAAAAAAGAGUAAAACUUCAAAUUACCUCAUCUCUAUUGAUCCCACUGAUCUGUCUCGUGGAGGGGAGAGCUUCAUUGGAAAACUGAGGUCAAACCUCAUGGGAACUAAGUUUACUGUGUAUGACAAUGGUCUGAACCCCAUGAAGAGCACCACCAGCCUCGAAGCCAGCAAUCUUCGCCAAGAACUAGCUGCCAUUUGCUAUGAAACCAAUGUUUUAGGAUUCAAAGGGCCUCGCAAAAUGAGCGUCAUCAUUCCGGGAAUGAACAUGGACCACGAGAGGGUGUCCAUUCGGCCGCGUAACGAGCAUGAGUCAUUGUUGGCCAGGUGGCAGAACAAGAACACCGAGAGUGUGAUUGAGCUUCACAACAAAACACCUGUGUGGAAUGAUGACACUCAGUCCUACGUUCUGAACUUCCACGGCAGAGUCACGCAGGCUUCUGUUAAAAACUUUCAAAUCAUUCAUGACAAUGACCCUGACUACAUUGUGAUGCAGUUCGGCCGUGUGGCAGAGGACGUCUUCACAAUGGACUAUAACUACCCAAUGUGUGCGCUGCAAGCCUUUGCCAUUGCCCUCUCCAGCUUUGACAGUAAACUUGCCUGUGAAUAAACUCAAAUCUGAGGUUCAAAGAAGAGAUGAUCUAUCUGUCCUUAAGGGCUGCUUGUGUAUCCCUCGGGUUGGUUUGAGAUCUUUAAGUCACCCAAUGCCCUGGAACUCCUGCAUACUGCGAAAUACAUUGUGGGCUUCAAGUCCUCGGUGUCUAUGUGUGCCUGCAGUCGAAAAGGGGUAAAUGGUCAUGAUCUGUGGAAAAAAACAAGCACAAAAAGUAAUCCACUGGUAAAAAUCAAAGGAAUUGGUCUCGACUUAUAUUGUAAUUUUGUAUACUGCAACUGCAUUAUAAAAACCUGCACUGUUUCUUUAUGUAGUAGCUUUAGAAGUUUAACGUUUCCUUACUUGUACAUUUUAACUAACAGGGACACAAGAGUUUUGUUUGAGCAACUCCGUGUAUUUUCUUUCUGUAGUCUACAGCACAGUCUCACACAUCCUUGUUGUGCAUGAAUUCUUCCUGGUAGAUCAAAGAUAACAUGCUGAUCAGAGUAUUUUGUUAUUUCCAUAUUUCAUGCAUGGUAAUUUUAUUUUCUGCAAUCAUUUGUAACAACUUCAUCGGUAUUGGCUGUUUGGUGCUGCAAGCAUUAAUCGUCAUUGCAAAAAAGUAAAAUAAAUAAUCACUUACUUCCAAAAGAAUCAAUUAGAGACUCCAACUUGAAAAGGAUAAAGGCAUGUUAUACAGUGCUGUCUACCACAUAUUGUGUCACACUGUUCAAUGUGAAUGUACAGGAUGAUGGUGCACUUUACUUUGAAUUAUGUGAUGGAAAGAUAUAUUGCUGUACAUACUUUAUUGUGCCUUUGAAGAUGAACUCCAGUUUUAAAGUUUGGUCACAAAAUAACUUGAACUUGAAUUAAUCUAUGUGUUUCUUGCCAUCCUCGCGUUCACUGAAGAUAUUGCUCUAAAUUUUAGCGUGCCUCAGACAUGUUCAGAAUGGAUGAACACAUUUGGCUACAGAAGAUUCAAGAUAGUUUAUUCCAAUGUUUCAGACAGUCUAUAGGUAAAUUAUAAUUAGCUUCACAACUUCACUGCUCAUUUCCUUCAAAGUUUAUUAACACAGCAUGACCUUCUGCCAGCAAACAAAGAGGGUGAAUCCACCUUUUGUUUGAACACAUGUCUUUUUCUUGACAUUUUCAUGAACUUUAUACUCCAUUAAGGAGCUUAAUACAUUCCUCAUCUCACUGGCAGUAAAUCAAUAUAUCACACACUGCUCACAUUUUUACUCAAAAUAUUUGCCCUCUUGCUUCUUCUAGGGCAGAAUCUCUUUUUGUCAAAUGUAAAGUAGUAGAUUUUCUAUUUUACAACCAUUGAAAAAAUAUGCCGAAUGACAGCAAAGAACAAUCGCUGAUACCGCUAUUGUUACUGUGGGUUCUGAGAAGAUCUUUAACAAAUGUGCUAUUCUUGUAUUCAGUUGUGUUAUAUUAGAAAUUUCUAUUUCGAAAUGGUUGAUACUCUUGCUGUAAAGUCUGCUUUUCUCAUAUGUGUCCAGGACUCGGGAGGUUCUGUCAUUUUCCGGUUUCAGUGCUCUCAUCAUUAUGUACAGUAAAUGGUGUACAAUUUUACUCUGGUGGUAUAAACAAAGUCCUUUGAUCAUGAGAAAAAUAAACUUACAGUCUGUCAAAUGAAAUAUUCUGGAUGUUGUUGAUAAUGCUUUUUAGAAGUUAGAGAGCAACGUCUCUUCAUACCAGUAAAAUUUAAAAAAUCUGUCAUAUCCCUGUUUUCAGCUGCUAUUUUUUUGUGGUAAAAACCAGAGCAUUCUCACUAUGUCACCGAUUGUAGAAAUGUCUGAGACAACAAUGCUUGACUUAAACCAAGCAUAUAAAAUCACAUUGUCACUGUUGUACCCUGAUUUCAAACCUCUCAUCUGUGCCACUUUCUUGGUGUUUAUAUUUCUAUUUGUAUUUUAGAGUCAUCAGAGGGACAAAAACAUAAAGGCUGCUAAAUAACCUAA
Molecule: messenger RNA, 4000 nt
Organism: Xiphophorus hellerii (green swordtail)
Lineage: Eukaryota; Metazoa; Chordata; Actinopteri; Cyprinodontiformes; Poeciliidae
Gene: tub
Product: TUB bipartite transcription factor
Exons: 12
Coding region: 561-2051 (496 amino acids)
Biological process (GO): protein localization to cilium
Cellular component (GO): cilium
Source: RefSeq, a predicted model, not a curated record